AGUGUAGCCCCAUCAAUGCCACCUAGCAGUGCCUUCAGUGACACCUAUCAGUGCUAGUCAGUGCUGCCUAACAGUUCCAAUCAGUGCCGCCUAUCAGUGCUAGUCAGAGCCACCUAUCAGUGCCAAUUAGUGCUGCCUAUCAGUGCCAUAUAUGAGUGCUGCCUUUCAGUGCCCAUCAGUGAUGCCUAUCAAUGCCCAUCAUUGCCAUCUAUCAGUGCCUCCUCAUCAGUGCAGCAUAUCAGUGCCCAUCACUGCA
Messenger RNA from Staurois parvus, 256 nucleotides. Lineage: Eukaryota; Metazoa; Chordata; Amphibia; Anura; Ranidae. The record is from the annotation of a GenBank genome assembly.